UGUACUGCUUGUAAAUUUGGUCACUGCUGCCACCUAGUGACUGUUUGAUGCUUUGACUUAUCAGUUUGCAGUCAGCAUCAGUCUGUCUUGUGCAUGAAAAGAGCAAUGUUUGCAGACUAUGCAGUGCUUUCAAUGAGAAUGGAAACUGCAAACCACAUUUGAUAAGAGUGUCCUUCCUGUGUUUUCAGAUGUCACUGCUUGAUUAAUGUGAACAUGUUACACUGGUUAAAAUCAGACCCCAGUCAGUCUUCUCAGUGUUUGUUCAAGCACACUGAUUAUUGUCAGUUUUUCGUAUUUACUUUAUUUACUCUGUAGAUUUUAAAGUUUUUCCACCUGUAAUGUGGAGCUACACCAGCUACCCCAGAAUGAUCCAUGUUACUUUUUUCUGUUUUUGUUUGAGCGCUGGAUUCACACUGUCAUCUUCUCUUUGGAUUUUGGACAAACAUCUGGACUGCAGUCAACCAGGUCUUGACAACUGCAAAGUCAUGCCAGAAAACUGCUCAGAGAAGCGCAUGGUCGUACAACUUGCUCCUACCGGCCCAGAGUGGUGCCCUCACCAUGUGGGAGUUGGGACCGACAAACAUUUGAAAUUCCCUAUUAUGAAUGUGACAUGGAAACUAAAGUCAGAUGCAAGUGUAUUAAGCCUUAAUGGAUCAGAGAUAAAUAUUGUGGAUGAAAGUACAAAUCAAAGUAUGUGUGCGCAGUUUUCUUACAAUAUUUGCUGUCAACUGAAACCAAAUAACCAAUCCCACAACUCUGAGAGGUGGAUGUUUCAUUUGGAUGGAGUUGUGGUAGAGCCUGGUCACACAUACAUGGUGUCAGUUGUUAAUAUUCCAGAACCUGAGGGUGGGGACUACAGGAUAAGAAAGCAAAUUACCAUCCCAGGAUGUCAUGACAGCAGAAUCCAAACAGCUCAAAUAUGUCUUGAAAAUGGUAGUCUGUGGGAGCCUAACAUCACCACUGCUAUGUCUGUUGAUAAGGAACAGGAAAAGCUUUACAUUGUUCUGGGUUUUGAGGCAGCACAGUAUUCAGAGAGAUACCUAGUAUCUAUCCAGAGCCAGGCUUUCAAUUAUUCAAAGAAUGUCUCAAAGGAAAAUGGAACAUCACUGAAUGUGACAUUUGAGUUGAAGGCAUUUGCCUUCUGGCAGCUCUCACAAUGUGAAAUGUUGUUUACGAUUCAGCCGUUUUUUAUACGAUGCAAACAUGACUGUAGGCGCCACGAGGAAAAAAUAAAUUACUGCUUUUAUGGACCACGGACUAUAUUCAUAAAGGCAGUUGUGGGGCUGCUUGUCUUUGAGGGUUGUCUUUUUUAUUUACUGUGGAGAGCAUCUCAUAAAGGUUCUGUGAACACAUCCCCAUCUGUUGCCAAAGACCAACCAGAGGGAGUUCAAGUGCAACAGAGAAAGCGAGUCCUCAUCAUCUACUCCCUCGACCACCCAUUAUACAAAAACAUUGUUCUCAAGCUCUGUGGCUUCCUGGCAACCAGAUGCAGUACUGAAGUGGUCCUGGAUCUGCUGGACUCUGCCACACUGGGAGUGUUGGGAAGCAUUCAGUGGUUGGACUGCCACAUAAAGGAAAUAGAAAACUCUUCAGAUAAGAUACUAAUCCUAUGCUCACCAGGAGUACAAGCCAAAUGGAGAGCCAUGUGCGGUGACAAAAAGGUUUUUCUGAGAGAGGACGUCCUUUCACCUGUAGGUGACAUGCUCACUCCAGCCCUCAGCCUCAUGGUCCCCCAAUUUAUCCGAUCUGCAUCUUUUGAAAAAUACAUAGUGGCUUAUUUUGAUGAUGUUUGUUCAGAAGAGGAUGUUCCUUCACCUUUCAACAUUACAGUGCGGUAUAAGCUGAUGAAACAGUUUGAGGAGCUCUUUUUCAGAAUCCUGGACACAGAAAAGCAUGAACCAGGCAGAAUGAAUCACAUUGCAGGGCUUUCCGAGAACGAGUAUCAUCAGUGCCCCUCAGGUAGAGCCCUGCGGGAUGCAAUAGAGGCUUUCCAUAUGUACCAAGUGAAGCAUCCACAGUGGUUUGAAGAUGAAUUGCUGGAGAGCUCAGACUUGGAGGUUGUGGAGCCCUCAGUUGAAAUCUAUGACAGUGCAACCACAAACCUCAUCACAUAUUCUGUACCUGAGUUUACCCAAGUAAUCUGCCAUGUAAAGACACAUGAAGGUGACUUCACUGCAGAUAAAACAGGACUCUACAUGACUGAAUAGCUCCAAAUGUGCUCUGCAGUUGAAUUCAAUCAUCUUAUUCUAGAGGACAUGCGGCCAGUUUGAUUUGAUUGCAUUAGGGUCUUGAGAUGCUCAGAAAAAAGAUCCUGCGAGGACAGUCAGUCAUGCAGUUUGAUGAAAACUAUGUCCUGUUUCCAAGGCCAAACUCCUUGACAGUGUCUUAGGAACAACAGAAAUCUGUGGAGAGAAAUUCAAAAUUGAUAUUCCAGUGGAUACUGGUGAACCAAAAAAAAAAACAAAAACAAGGAAUCAGUUGUUAUAUGUCAUAUCAUGGCAGAACAUAUGUGCAACUUUUACAAAGAACAUCUAUGAAUUUUUUGUACACAAACAUGCUCUGGUUGUACAUUGCACAUUGUAUAUUUGCUUGUCAAGAAAUCUGUUCUUCUGUAAUUUUGCAAGUUACAUAAAUGUUGAGUAUUGCUUGCUUUCGCCAAGAGACAAUUGCAAAGUAGUUUAGACCACAGAGAUCUGUGGUUGAUGCUUGUGGGCUGUGUAAACAGUAUUCAGGUCAAAGUUCAACCUACUGGGCAAAGUUUCUAGCAUUUUUGUUGCACGGGAGAAGGUAAGCACCAAACACUGCUUGUGGAGAAUUUUUUUUUAAUAAUGACCUGGCUGAAUGUAAUCUGUAAUGGACUUUUUAAUAUCUGAAAGCAUGGAAGUUUUCAUUGAGUACUCACAGAGCAUGUAUUUCCAGAAAUUAGUUCAUGAUGAUGACUUCUUACUUCUUACUACUAUGGAUUGAUGCAGCUUUUCAGUUACACAGUGUAAUUUGAGAUUGUAUUUACUCUCCUAUGUCUCCUAUUCUCUCAGUAUUAGUGAUGAAAUAUUAGAUUAAAAACUAAAGCUGUUAAACUUACAAUGUUGGCACAAAAAGAGCUGUACACUUAAUUUUUUUAAACUUUUUUUUUCAAUUUGAAUAAGUUUAAGUUAAGAAUCUUUCGUGCAUAAAUGCACUGAAGUAGGAGGAAAAGAUAACAAUACAGACCCCAGCUCUGGAAUUUGGGUGUCAGUUUUUGAGAGUGGCCCCAGUGGGGGGAGGGUGGUGGGAAUUUGACCCAACUAACUGGAGCAAAGAAAAUCCUCACAAUGGCUGAAUUGGACUUGUGCCUUGCAGUGACAGAAAACACACUGCAGGGUGUGAUACAGCCUGAGGAGCCUAUUUGACAUUUCCUUCAAGAAACUGGGGUAAUGUUGUUUAUAGUUUUGAUUUUGACAAGGCCGCAUUUUGUGACCUAAACAGUUUUCUUUAAGAUUUCUACACACUUUUCAUCAAGUAAAGGAGACUGUAAGAAGCAAACUUAGGUACAAAAUCAAUCUCAUAGUCCCUUUAAGGCAUUAGUGCAUUUUAUUUGGAAGAACCAUGAAGACUGGGCUUUGACAUUGUCUGUAUUUAAUGUUGUGAGACUGUAAUUUUUGAAUGCAUACUGGCAAGGAGACUUUCAGAGGUGACAGUCAUUGUUAAGUGUUUUUCAACGCUUCGUCUGUUUUAUUUUUAAACCUUAAUCAAACAACAUGUCCUAUUUACUAUAAAUGUCAUCUGAACAUAUUACACAAUUAAAAAUUAAU
Molecule: messenger RNA, 3791 nt
Organism: Toxotes jaculatrix (banded archerfish)
Lineage: Eukaryota; Metazoa; Chordata; Actinopteri; Toxotidae
Product: interleukin-17 receptor A
Exons: 11
Coding region: 339-2207 (622 amino acids)
Molecular function (GO): interleukin-17 receptor activity
Source: RefSeq, a predicted model, not a curated record